AUGGCGCCGAAAGCUAAGAAGGAAGCUCCUGCCCCUCCCAAAGCUGAAGCAAAAGCAAAAGCUUUGAAGGCCAAGAAGGCAGUGCUGAAGGGUGUCCACAGUCAUAAAAAGAAGAAGAUCCGCACAUCACCUACCUUCCGGCGACCCAAGACGUUGCGGCUCCGGAGGCAGCCCAAAUAUCCUCGGAAGUGCGCCCCCAGGAGAAACAAGCUUGACCACUAUGCCAUCAUUAAGUUCCCCCUGACCACUGAGUCAGCCAUGAAGAAGAUUGAAGACAACAACACACUUGUGUUCAUUGUGGAUGUCAAGGCCAACAAACACCAGAUCAAACCAGCUGUAAAGAAGCUCUAUGACAUUGAUGUGGCCAAGGUUAACACCCUGAUUAGGCUUGAUGGAGAGAAGAAGGCGUACGUUCAACUGGCUCCUGAUUAUGAUGCUUUGGAUGUUGCCAACAAAAUUGGGAUCAUCUAAACAGAGUCCAGCUAUCUAAUUCUAAAUAUACCCCUUUUUUUUUUUCAACCAAAAAAAAAAAAAAA
Molecule: messenger RNA, 536 nt
Organism: Sciurus carolinensis (gray squirrel)
Lineage: Eukaryota; Metazoa; Chordata; Mammalia; Rodentia; Sciuridae
Product: 60S ribosomal protein L23a-like
Exons: 1
Coding region: 1-471 (156 amino acids)
Biological process (GO): ribosomal large subunit assembly; translation
Cellular component (GO): ribosome; cytosolic large ribosomal subunit
Molecular function (GO): structural constituent of ribosome
Source: RefSeq, a predicted model, not a curated record